This is a messenger RNA of Suncus etruscus (white-toothed pygmy shrew), 2521 nucleotides long. RefSeq names its product Rho guanine nucleotide exchange factor 37 (gene ARHGEF37). Gene Ontology annotation, cellular component: cytoplasm. The record is from RefSeq and is a predicted model, not a curated record. Gene Ontology annotation, molecular function: protein binding; guanyl-nucleotide exchange factor activity. The transcript has 13 exons. NCBI's taxonomy places the organism in Eukaryota, Metazoa, Chordata, Mammalia, Eulipotyphla, Soricidae. Bases 346 to 2433 code for a protein of 695 amino acids.
CCUGGUCGCAGGAGUGAGUGAGCUUGACCUUGCCAGGCCCAUCAGGAGGAGAGUCCUGCCAAAUCCUGCCAGAAAGUCUGGCAUCUCCAAAUCGAUGACAACAGGAAGCAGAGGAAAUGGGCGAGUGGACAGCUGCCUGCCUACCCGCUGGUUUGGAAUCUUCUUGGAAUGACUGACCCCUCAGAAAGCCUCAGAGUCCUCCUGACACACACCUACUCUCCACCAAUGCUGACACAAUUUAUCUGGUCUGUGUAUGAAGCAAAAGAUGUUUGGGGACCACCUGAUGAACAGGUGUCUUUGGAUUAGACCCAAGAAGUCCCCACGGAGCUCCUGGAAAUAAGUCAGAUGUGUUCAACUCUCUCAGAACCAACUGGCAUGGCUGAUAUGGAGGAGCCAGCACCUUCUUCUGAGCCAGGGAACCCAGAUAGGGAAGGUCAGGUCUCAGAGGAGAAAUGGCUUCUCCAUCAGAGGCUGGCAGUCCGCGAACUCAUCGACACCGAAGUUUACUACCUGCACAUGCUCCAGCUCUGUGCCUCGGACAUCAGGGGAUGCCUACAGCAGCUGCCUCAGCAUGAUCUGGAUGUCCUAUUCUCCAACAUAGAUGACAUCAUAAAGGUGAAUAGUAGACUUCUUAAUCACCUGCAGCAGAAAACUGCCAGUGAAGAGGAACAAGUGCAUUUAAUUGGUAACUUAUUCCUGGAGUUCCAAGAUGAGCUGGAGCAAGUCUAUAAGGUUUACUGUGCCACAUAUGACCAGGCUUUGCUGCUGGUAGAAUCUUAUCGGAAGGAUCCAGAGCUGCAGCAGGAGAUCCAGGCUGCCAUUGAAGCUGCUGUGCCACAAGCUGGACCCUCGGGCCUCAGUUUCCUAUUAGUAAUACCUCUGCAGAGAAUUACCAAGUACCCACUGCUGCUGCAGAAAAUCCUGGACAGCACCCUCUCUGAGGCCAGAGCCUAUCCUGUUCUUCAGAGGGCGGCCGCUGCCCUUCAGGAUGUGAAUAUCAACAUCAAUGAGUACAAGAGGCGCAAGGAAGUAGCCUCCAAGUACACUAAAGCAGAGCAGCUGACGCUGAGGGAGCGGCUAGCCCGCCUCAACACGCACACCCUGACUAAGAAGACCACUCGGCUGGGCCAGCUGCUCAAACAGGAGGCAGGGCUGGUGUCCAGGACUGAAGACAAGGAAUUUGAUGAGUUAGAAGAGAAGUUCCAGUGGGUGUCUCUGUGUGUAACUGAGCUGAAGAGCAACAUGGCUGCUUACCUGGAUUAUCUCGAGGCUUUCCUUCGCUUCCGGCCACAGGACUACACUCUGGACAUGCCUGGAGGCCCUGUCGUGGAGUUCUGCAGCCUGGCGAGUCACCUUCAGCUGAAGGCCUUUCCCGAGUUCAAGCUGCGGCUGGAAAGCCUGGUGUGGAGGCCCCUCUGCAGCCUGGCUAAAGCCCUGACUGGCCCUCAGAAGCUCAUCAAGAAGCGUCUGGACAAACUGCUGGACUUCGAACGGGUGGAAGAGAAGAUGCUAGAUGUGGGUAGUGUGAGCUAUGAGGAGGAGGCUGCUCGGCACACGUACCAGGCACUCAAUUCCCUGUUGGUGGCCGAGCUCCCUCAGUUUAAUCAGCUGAUGCUGCAGUCGGUUGGGCACAUCCUGCGGACACUUGUGGCUCUCCAAGAGGACCUCGCAAAGCAAGUGUUGCAGAGAGCAGAAGGCAGCUUGGCCCAGCUGCCACACAAUCAUGUCUCUGAGCUGGCCUUUGGGAAACUGCUGGAGGAAGCUCUAGACCAGGCUGGAAAGCAGCUUCACUCUUUUCAGGAGAACUUUGAGAAAGUGCAGCCACCACCUACCGUACAACCACUGCCCCCAGGCACGGAGCGCCUGGUGCAGACACUCCUGGGCAAGUACGGCCCUGGAAAGCUGUAUCAGGUGACAAGCAACAUCAGUGGGAUGGGGACAAUGGACCUGACACUACUGCGGGGUCAAGUCGUGGCUCUCCUUCAAAAUAAGGACACCAAAGGCAACAGCAGCCGCUGGCUGGUGGACACCGGGGGCCCUCGAGGCUACGUGCCUGCUGGGAAGCUGGAGCUAUAUCACAUCAUCCCCAGUGAGGAGAAGCUUAGAGGACAAACGAAGCUUCCUGAUGACCCUCAAUCUCAUAUGCCAGAGCCAACUCCAGCUCCCAUAGCUGCUGGUCCUAUCACCUUUGGGCCCAUCCCUACCAUCCCCACAGUGACCCAGGUGAUGGCCAUGUACCCAUUCUUGGCCAGAAGUAACCAUGAAGUAAAUCUGCAGGCAGGCCAACUGGUGACCGUUGUGGAGAACCAGGACAAGAAAGGGAACCCGGAGUGGACCCUCGUGGAAGUGGAUGGACAGCGGGGCUAUGUGCCCUCCAAUUUCCUGGCCAGGGGACUGAGUCCAGCACCCUGGGGCUGGAGUCUUCCCUCUUAGUGGCCUUCUCAGAGCCUCUUCUCCCCAGGGCAAGGAGAGGUCAGAGGCUGCCACCAGGAGGAAAAGAAAGUGGGAGUGUGAGGGCUUA